Molecule: messenger RNA, 1033 nt
Organism: Coffea eugenioides
Lineage: Eukaryota; Viridiplantae; Streptophyta; Magnoliopsida; Gentianales; Rubiaceae
Product: F-box protein PP2-B15-like
Exons: 3
Coding region: 64-891 (275 amino acids)
Molecular function (GO): protein binding
Source: RefSeq, a predicted model, not a curated record
CUUCCUCCGUGUUUCCAAUUUUAUAUAUAUUUUUUUGCAAAUAUCUCUCUGGCUGGCAAAAUUAUGUCAGAAAUGAACCUUGAACUUCUGCCGGAAGAAUGUAUAGUUCAAGUGCUCUCUCGCACAUCUCCGCGAGUUGCAUGUCAGGCGUCUCUGGUCUCCAAUGGGAUCCGUGAUGCAGCUGAAUCUGAAGUUUUGUGGGAGAAAUUCUUGCCAUCCGAUUACCUGGAUAUUCUUUCAAGAUUGGUUUCUCCAUUGGAGUUCAAAUCAAAAAAGGAUCUGUUUCUUAAGCUCUCUCACCCUCUCCUCAUUGAUGGUGGCAACAAGACGUUUUGGAUAGACAAAUUUGCGAACAAAAAAUGUUACAUGUUGAGUGCAAGGGAGCUCUCAAUAACGUGGUCCAGUAAUCAUCUUUACUGGUGCUGGAAACCCUUUCUUCCGUCAAGAUUCCCUGAAGUGGCUGAGCUGAUAAUGGUAACAUGGCUGGAUAUCACUGGAAAGAUCAACACUCGAAUGCUGUCACCCAAGACAACAUACGCAGCCUACUUGGUGGUUAAACUUGCAAAUCGUGCAUAUGGGCUACAUUCAUAUCCCUUGGAGGUUAUCAUUGAUGCUGGGGACCAGAAAUCUUGGGGCAUAACUCUUCUCAGGCACAAGAAGUGUAGCAUUUGCUUGUUGCGGACACUUGACGAGGUAGUGACACCAGGAUUCUGUGAAAGGAAUGAAAGAAUCCUGCAUGAGAGGGAAGAUGGAUGGAUGGAGGUUGAAUUGGGUGAGUUUUACAAUGAUGGAAGUGAAAAGGAGGUGAAAAUGUGCCUAAGAGAGGUUGAUGGUCAGCACAUUAAAGGUGGCCUUAUUGUUGAGGGCAUAGAACUCAGACCCAAAUCAUGAUAGGAUAUUCUUGGUGAUGGCUGUUUCUUAAUCAUAUGGCCAAUAAUCCCCUUUUCUAUACUCUAAUGCAGUAAGUAGUUCAAUGUACCCAAAAAUGAAAACUAAUUUUUUUUUUUUUUUAAAAAAACACCAAAGUUUGUGA